UGGAGCACGCAGCGCGGCGAUCGGCGGUGUGCUGUGUCCCUCAGACACAGCGGAUCACCAAUCCAUGGAAAGAGCCGAAUAUAUCGAUAAUAUGUCCAAUCACAGCUGAUCACAUAGCACUGAUGAUCAGUGUAGCCCCAGCAGCGCCACCUGUCAGUGUCCAUCAGUGCCAGCUCUCAGUGCUCAUCCAUGCCACCUGCCAGUGCCACAUUUCAGUGCCACAUCAAUGCCACAUAUCAGUGCCUAUCUGAGCUGCUUUUCAGUGUCACCCAUCAGUGCCAGUCAGUGCAGCCUAUUAGUGACAGUCAGUGAUGCCUAUCAGUGUGAAUCAGUGCCGCCUAUCAGUGCCUGUGAGUGCUGCCUAUCAGUGCCGCCUAACAGUGCCAGUCAGUGCCACCUAACAGUACCAGUCAGUGCCACCUAUCAGUGCCAGUCAGUGUCGCCUAUCAGUGCCACCUAUCAG
Staurois parvus is the source of this 463-nucleotide messenger RNA. The record is from the annotation of a GenBank genome assembly. Lineage: Eukaryota; Metazoa; Chordata; Amphibia; Anura; Ranidae.